Thamnophis elegans (Western terrestrial garter snake) is the source of this 876-nucleotide messenger RNA. RefSeq names its product C-reactive protein-like. Gene Ontology annotation, molecular function: complement component C1q complex binding. The transcript is spliced from 2 exons. The record is from RefSeq and is a predicted model, not a curated record. Lineage: Eukaryota; Metazoa; Chordata; Lepidosauria; Squamata; Natricidae. Gene Ontology annotation, biological process: innate immune response. The coding region runs from base 136 to 798 and encodes 220 amino acids.
UCUGUUUCCAGGUGGAAGAAGACGGGGGAUUGGCAUUUUCCCUUCUUGCACACCAGUGGGUACACACUCACACACAACACACAAACACACACAGAGAUACCAUUGCCUGGUUCUUUCUUACCCAAUACCCCAAAAAUGGAGGUAUUUUUUCUGCUGCUGCUCGCCUGCUUCACGGAAGCUGUGCCGUCGAAAAAUAUGGAGGACCAGGUCUUUCUCUUCCCAAAGCGCUCUGCCCGCUCCUACGUUCUCCUGAAUCCCAGCCAAAAUAAAGAAAUGGAGCGCUUGACCAUCUGCCUGAGUUUUUACUCCGAAAUGACCCAAGAUUUCAGCCUCUUCUCGGCCGCCUCCCGAGAUCACCACAACGAGAUCCUCCUCUUCAAAGUGCCCAAUGGCUACGAGGUCAUCCUGGGUGACCAAGCCGUCACUUUCAAGGUGUCCGAGAAACGGAGCGGCGGCCAAGCGGAGGAUCUGUGCCUGGCCUGGGAUUCGUCCACCGGCGUCGUCCAGCUGUGGCUCAACAGGAUCCCCCUGCCCCGUAAAGUGGCCGCCCAGGGUUACCGGAUCAAAAAGGAUCUGAUCAUCAUGCUGGGACAGGAUCAGGAUUCCUACGGGGGCUCGCUGGACCCCAACCAAGCUUUCGAAGGAGAGCUGGGAGAAGUCUACCUGUGGGACACCCUCUUGUCUGCAGAUCAAAUACGCAGCUUCCAGAGGCGGGAGAACUCUAUCCCUCUGCUGGAUUGGUUAGAUCUGAGUUAUAAAAUCCAUGGGGACGUGAUGGCUGUUCCUUCCUUACUUUGAGGCCUUUCCCCCCUCCCCCGGCAAUUUUUAAUUUCUCUGUCCAUCCGUCCGUCUGUCCACUCAUCAUCCAUCCAUCCA